Messenger RNA from Onthophagus taurus, 1583 nucleotides. RefSeq names its product myrosinase 1-like. Gene Ontology annotation, biological process: carbohydrate metabolic process. Lineage: Eukaryota; Metazoa; Arthropoda; Insecta; Coleoptera; Scarabaeidae. Gene Ontology annotation, molecular function: beta-glucosidase activity. The record is from RefSeq and is a predicted model, not a curated record.
AUGAAGUGGUUACUCGUUUUGAUUUACGCAUGUACAUCCUAUGCCGAAGAUUACGUUUUCCCCCCUAAUUUUCAAUUUGGAGUUGCCACAGCUUCCUAUCAAGUAGAAGGAGGAUGGAAUGCAAGCGGUAAAGGAGAAAAUAUUUGGGAUGUACUAACUCAUAAUCGCCCUGAAUUAAUAUACGAUCAAAGUAAUGGUGAUAUAGCUUGUGACACCUACAACAAAGCUAUAGCAGACGUCCAACUCUUAAAAAGUUUAGGAGUAGACUUCUACCGUUUCUCAUUUUCUUGGUCAAGAAUCCUCCCUGUGGGUACAUCAAAUAAAAUAAAUCCAGAUGGAAUUCGUUACUACAACGAAUUGAUUGACGAACUUCUCAAAAAUGGGAUAAAACCGUUUGCCACAAUGUUCCAUUGGGAUUUACCACAACCUUUACAAGAAAUCGGCGGUUGGCCAAAUCCGGUUGUUGCUGAUCUCUUUGUCGACUAUGCCAAUGAACUUUUUGAACAUUUUGGUGAUCGUGUCAAGGAUUGGAUUACCUUUAAUGAACCUGCUGUGUUUUGUGGUGGAGGGUAUGAAGAUGGCAGUAAAGCACCAGCUUAUAAAGGAAAUGGAUUUGGAGUUUAUUUAUGUGCACACACUGUGUUGAGAGCUCAUGGAAAAGCUUACAGAGUAUACGAAUCUAAAUAUAAAGCUUCGCAAGGAGGAAGAGUUGGUAUUACUCUUGAUACUUACUGGUUUGAACCUGGUAGUGAUAAACCCGAGGACAUCGAAGCAGCUGAAAUUACAAUUCAAAUGAAUUUCGGUUGGUUUGCUCACCCAAUUUAUUCAAAAGAAGGUGAUUAUCCUUCAGUUAUGAAAGAACGGAUUGCCGAAAACAGCGCGAUAGAAGGUUUCCCACGGUCUAGAUUACCAGAAUUUACUCCCGAAGAAAUUGAAGAAAUUCGUGGUUCUUCUGAUUUCUUUGGAUUAAACCAUUACACAACUAAUAAAUGUACUCCACUACCAGCUGGUUGGGGAAUUCCACCUUCUCAAUGGACUGACAUAGGAACGAUGUGUUACUACGAAACUAAUUGGGAAAUAGGAGCGUCUUCUUGGUUAGCUGUCGUUCCUUGGGGUUUUAGAAAACUCUUGGUUUGGAUUAAAAACGAAUAUAAUAACCCAGAAGUUAUUAUAACUGAGAAUGGGUUUUCCGAUAAAGGUGAAUUAAAUGAUUGUAGAAGAAUUAAUUAUUAUAAUACAUACUUAGAAGAACUGCUUAAAGCAAUUCACGAAGAUGGAUGUAAUAUUAGUGGUUAUACAGCAUGGAGUUUUUUGGAUAACUUCGAAUGGAUGAGAGGGUUUACCGAAAAAUUUGGUGUCGUCUAUGUAGAUUUUGAUGACCCUGAUCGUUCAAGAACACCCAAAAUGUCGUACUACGUAUACAAAAAUAUUUUAGCAACUAAAAGAGUUGAUUGGAAAUUUACUCCCGAUUCUUUCAAUGAAUGUGAAUUUUAGAAAAUUUUCUUGUUUGUUAUAAAAUUCUGUAUAAUAAAAUAUAUGUUGCAUAAUAAGUAGUAAAUUGUAAUAAUUGAACUUAUUAUACA